Molecule: messenger RNA, 3468 nt
Organism: Rhinichthys klamathensis goyatoka
Lineage: Eukaryota; Metazoa; Chordata; Actinopteri; Cypriniformes; Leuciscidae
Product: myosin-IIIb-like
Exons: 29
Coding region: 1-3129 (1042 amino acids)
Cellular component (GO): myosin complex
Molecular function (GO): ATP binding; protein binding; cytoskeletal motor activity
Source: RefSeq, a predicted model, not a curated record
AUGUUCAGUUCAGACCUCAGAGAGCUUUCUGUGAGGCGUAUCAGAGACUGGAGCUCUGUGAAGAUGUACAGGUGUUUGAUCAAAGAUUUCGAGACGCGUCCAUCAGUGAUGCAUCUGCUGGAGCAUCCGUUCAUUAAACAGGCCCAUGGGAAAGACACGUCUCUGAGGAAUCAGCUGUCAGUCCUCAUCCGCGAGCAACAAGACGUGGGCAGCAGGACCAGGACCACCAGGCAUGAGCGGAUCAACACACGGAAAACCCUGAUCAUUGAGAUCUGUCCUGAUGAUGAUCUGGUGAACCUGGAGGUUUUAGAUGAGGAAACAAUCAUUACACAUCUUCAGAAGCGGUAUCAGGAUCUGCAGAUCUACACGUAUGUUGGUGAUAUCCUCAUAGCCCUUAACCCCUUCCAGAACCUGAGCAUCUACUCUCCACAGUUCUCAAAGCUCUAUCAUGGGAUGAAACGCUCCACUAACCCCCCACACAUCUUUGCCACUGCUGAUGCAGCCUAUCAGAGCAUGGUCACCCUCUCCAAAGACCAGUGCAUAAUCAUUAGUGGAGAAAGUGGAGCUGGUAAAACGGAGAGCGCUCACCUCAUCGUCCAACAUCUCACAUUUCUGGGCAAGGCUAACAAUCGUACACUUCGUGAGAAGAUUCUUCAAGUGAAUCCCCUGGUGGAGGCGUUUGGUAAUGCAUGCACGGCCAUUAAUGAUAACUCAAGCCGUUUUGGAAAGUACCUGGAGAUGAAGUUUACACCCACGGGGGCGGUGAUGGGUGCUAAGAUCUCUGAAUAUCUUCUGGAAAAAUCCAGAGUCAUCAAACAGGCUACGGGCGAGAAAAACUUCCACAUAUUUUACUAUAUCUAUGCUGGUCUUUACCACCAAGACAACCUCAAGAAAUACAGGCUACCCAACAAAACUGCUCCCAGAUACAUUGAUUGUUUUAAUGGUAAAGUAAUGCAGGAGAUCAUCUCUAGCAAACUGUACAAGGAGCAAUUUGGUGACAUUCAGGACUGUUUCCGUAUCAUAGGAUUUACUGAGGAGGAAGUGAAUUCUGUGUACAGAAUUCUAGCAGCCAUUUUAAAUACAGGAAAUAUUGAGUUUACAUCCACCAGCUCCCAACAUCAGAGCGACAAGAGUGAGGUGCCCAACUCUGAGGCCUUAGAUGAUGCGGCCGCUCUGCUCAGUAUCGGCUCUGAGGAGCUUCAGGAAGCUUUGACCUCCCACUGUGUGGUAACCCGAGGAGAAACCAUCAUUCGCACCAAUACUGUGGACAAGGCCACUGAUGUGAGAGACGCCAUGUCUAAAGCUCUGUACGGACGUCUCUUCAGCUGGAUUGUGAACCGCAUUAAUGCUCUGCUACAGCCUGACACUAACAUCUGUGCGGCUGAGAGUGGAAUGAACGUGGGGAUUUUGGACAUCUUUGGUUUCGAAAACUUCAAGAAGAACUCAUUUGAGCAGCUGUGCAUCAACAUCGCUAACGAACAGAUCCAGUUCUACUUCAAUCAACACAUCUUUGCCCUGGAACAGAUCGAGUAUCAGAGUGAGGGUGUAGAUGCCAGUCUGGUGGAGUACGAGGACAACAGGCCCAUUCUAGACAUGUUUCUUCAGAAGCCCAUGGGUUUACUGUCUCUCCUGGACGAGGAGAGCCGUUUCCCACAGGCCACUGACCAAACACUCGUUGAUAAGUUUCAGGAUAACCUGAGAAACAAGUACUUCUGGACACCCAAGCGUGUGGAGCUUUGCUUUGGGAUCCAGCAUUAUGCGGGCAAGGUCUUGUAUAACGUCAGUGGUUUCCUGGAGAAGAACCGAGACACUCUUCCCGCAGACAUCGUGGUGGUUUUGAGAACGUCAGAGAACAAGCUUCUGCAGCAGCUGUUUUCCAGUCCUCUGACUAAAACAGGAAACCUGGCCACAUCCAGGGCAAGAGUGACAGCAGCGUCCAGAUCUCUGCCUCCACAACUGAGCAGCGGGAGGAAUAAGUCUCCUAAAUACCUGUUAAAGGUGGACACAAUGGAAAUGAUGCGUCACCCUGAGGAAACCACUAACAUGAGGAGACAGACAGUGGCGUCUUAUUUCAGGUACUCUCUCAUGGACCUGCUGUCUAAGAUGGUGGUCGGCACACCUCAUUUCGUCCGCUGCAUCAAACCCAAUGAUGACCGCCAGGCUCUGCGAUUCAAUAAGGAGCGUGUAAUGGUUCAGCUGCGUUACACCGGCAUCCUAGAGACUGUCAACAUCCGCCGACAGGGUUAUUCUCACCGGAUACUCAUCGAGGAGUUUGUUAACAGGUAUUACUAUCUGGCCUUCCGUGCCCAUCAGAUGCCAGAAGGCAGUAAAGAGAACGCCAUCAUUAUACUGCAGAAAGCCAAACUGGAACACUGGGUCCUGGGCAAGACUAAGGUGUUUCUGAAGUAUUAUCACGUGGAGCAGCUCAAUCUGAUGUUGCGGGAAGUGAUCGCUCGUGUGGUGUUGAUUCAGGCCUACACCAAGGGCUGGCUGGGGGCUCGGCGGUACCGCAGAGAGAGAGAGAGACGAAACAACGGGGCAGUUAUCAUUCAGUCAGCCUGGAGGGGUCACAUGGCCCGUCAGAAUCUGAAGCUGAUAAAGAAAGAGCGCGAGCAGGCUGCUGUGCAGAUCCAGUCAGCAUACAGAGGCUACAGAGUCAGGAAAGACUACAAACAGAGUCGACAAACAGGAGAAUACACACCUGAAAGAAGAUCUUCCACCAAUCUCAUCUCAGAUGAAAAGGUUGUGUCUGACAGCUCCAGUGACGCGUCUGUGCUGAAGACAGACAAACUGAGUGACAGCAGAGAGAGAGACCGGCUGCAGGGGCGAUCGGCACUGAGCAAGCAAGGUCCGACGGUGAAGCUGCAUCACCGAUCCCCUCGGCGUAGAGGACAGCAGCCCAAGCUCCUGAACAGCCCGGAAGACAGUCUUUAUUACAACCAUCUCAACAGAAGUCUGGAUUAUCAGGGGAGCAAGAGGAAACCCAGAAAACUGGGGCAAAUCAAGCUCCUGGAUGGAGAGGAUGAAUAUUAUCAACUACUGUCCACAAUAGAGUCGGUUCCUGAGGAGGAAGCUUUAUCUGGCCCCUCCCCAAACUCGACUGCCCCUCCCACUAUCUCAUCCAGAUGAGCUGUGCUCCGCCCACCCCUUAGACUCGCGCUGACAGCUGAUUGCCUUUCCCAGUGUUUUGCCACGAAAUGUGCUGUACAUAUAAAAUAAUGAGGAGCGAUUAUUUAUGUAUGCAUUAUUUUCUCAGUAUUUGGAUUUGCGUAUUUAUUAUGAAAGGCAAACGUGCUAUUUAUCCGUUUUCUUAGAAUAAAAAUGAAAAACACAUAUUAUGGUUAAUUGAAUAAGGACUCUCAAAGGCAGCCUGUCGAACUGUUAACAUUUACAAUAAUUUGUUGCCAAACAACGUGAUUAGAUGAGCGAUGGCUGACUCACUGUGCUGCUUUUCUUUCUUUCUUUCUU